Molecule: messenger RNA, 7892 nt
Organism: Gopherus evgoodei (Goodes thornscrub tortoise)
Lineage: Eukaryota; Metazoa; Chordata; Testudines; Testudinidae
Gene: RSF1
Product: remodeling and spacing factor 1
Exons: 17
Coding region: 50-4279 (1409 amino acids)
Biological process (GO): regulation of DNA-templated transcription
Cellular component (GO): RSF complex
Source: RefSeq, a predicted model, not a curated record
CGCCCCCCUCUCUUCCCUCCCCGUCUCCUUCUCCAUCCUCAGGUCCAAGAUGGCGGCGGUGGCGGCUCCUACGGCUCCAUCUCCGCCUCCCCCGCCCCCGUCGGGCCCGUGCUGCCCCGGCUCGUGGCCGAACUUCGCCGUGGUCUGCUCCUUCCUGGAGCGCUACGGGGCGCUGCUGGACCUGCCCGAGCUGCCCUUCCCCGAGCUGGAGCGCGUCCUGCAGCCGCCGCAGGAGCCCGGGGACCAGGUUCCAAAAGAGUUGGUAGAACUUCACUUGAAACUGAUGAGGAAGAUUGGGAAGUCUGUCACAGCAGACAGAUGGGAAAAAUACUUGAUCAAGAUAUGCCAAGAGUUCAACAGUACUUGGGCAUGGGAGAUGGAGAAGAAAGGAUACCUGGAAACGAGUGUUGAAUGCAAAUUGGGAAUUCUGAAGUACCUCUGUGAGUGUCAGUUUGAUGACAAUCUAAAAUUUAAGAAUAUCAUUAAUGAAGAGGAUGCUGAUGCUAUGCGUCUCCAGCCAAUUGGUCGAGACAAGGAUGGUCUAAUGUAUUGGUAUCAGCUGGAUCAAGAACAUAAUGUGAGAAUGUAUGUAGAAGAACAGGAUGACCAGGAUGGGUCGUCUUGGAAAUGCAUCGUCAGAAACAGAAAUGAGCUAGCUGAGACGCUUGAGCUUUUGAAAGCACAAAUCGAUCCUGCACUGUUGAAAAAGAACAACCAGCAGGACAGCUCAUCACAUGAAAGCCCUAGCAUAGAAGAUGAAGAUAGCAAAAAGGAGGAAGAAAUAUCUCCACCAGGAAAUGAAUUAAAAAUAAAAGAAGAAAAGCAGAACAUGGAGGAACAGUCAAAGGAAUUGGAAAGCCUUCCUCCACCUACAGUUCCAGCAGAUGAAAACACGAUGAAAAUGGAGAAAGUGGAAGAAAAGGAAAUUAUGAAACUGCCUGUCAUAGUAAAGCUAGAGAAACCUUCAGAAAACAAUGAGGAAAAGCAGAUUACCAAAGAAGAAAAUGAUUCCUUUAAAGAAAAUGUCAAGCCUGUUAAAGCAGAAGUGAAGGAAAAUAAAGUAGAACCAAAAGAUUUAAAAGAAGUAAAAAGCAGCACAGAUAAAAUAACAGUUCAUGAGCCUGAGAGAUUAGAGUUUUGUGUCAAUGUCAAAACCCCUCAAGAAGUUGUGGAGAAAUCUGCAGAAGAAAGUGAGAAACUUAAAAAUGACCAGCAAGCAAAGAUACCACUGAAAAAGCGAGAGAUCAAGCUGACAGAUGACUAUGACAGUCCAAUAAAGGGGUCCUUGUGUAAAUGUGUUACUCCAACAAAGGAUGUCUUGAAAGAGGAAGGAAAAUCAGAGGAGGAGGGUUUUAGACGAGUCCCUACAAUCACUGCUUUAUGUCCUGAUGGGAAAUUGCUAGUAAAUGGAGAGGUUAGCAGUGAAAAAGUCGCCCAAAAUGUCACCCAAAAUAAUAAGUCAGAACAUUCCAUUAGCACAAAGGAAGACAGCAGCAGCUCAUCAAAGGAGAAAAAUUGCAUCAGUGGGGGGAAAAUAUCAGACUCUUUAAACUCUGUUAGCAAAAUUGUGAAAACGUGUGAAGAUGAGAAAAAUGUGCCUACAGACAAAGAGGUAGCUGCUAUGGUCUCUGAGAUCUCUAAUCAGAAAGUGCCUUUAAAGGAGGAAUCUAGUCCUAUGGAAAAAGAGUCCCUUGACAGUAUGACUUCUGAGGUGGCUAUGGAGGACUCUUGGAAAGCAGGAUACUGCCCCAAGAAACCUGAAGAUAAAUUAGCUUUGAAAACUAGGAAGGACAGACGACCACCACUCAAAGAAUGUUUAGAAAAGCUGGAAAAGUCCAUGAAGACAUCCACUCCUAAGGAGCCUCCCAAGCUUGAGCUAACGGAUGAAGAGGGUUUGAAAAGCAAAAAUGAACUGGAGAAGAAAUCUGACUCUCCAAAAGCAGCUGAAACACCUCCAUUGUCUAUUCCUCCUGUUCCUUCCAAGAAAUCUGCUUUAGCAAAAGAGGGCUCAGAUUCCAAAAACAUGCUUCCUGAUGAAAGCAAAGUUCAGGAAGGAUCAGAUUCAGAAAAACAAAAGGAGGAAUUUGAAGCAACCCAGACAGAACCAGAUAAACAAGAUAAUGCCCAAACCUCUAAUAUAGAGGAGUCUUCAGAGUCUAAAAAGGAAUCUGCAGUACACAAAAGCAAAUUUAAAUAUAAACUGGUUUCUGAAGAGAACAUCUGUGUAACAGAUAACAAGGAAAUAACCUCCGAGAGGCAGAAGGAAGGGAUCAAGUUAACCAUCAGGAUCUCCAGUAGAAAGAAAAAGCCUGAUCCACCUCCAAAGACUCAGGACGCCGAGAAGAAGGAAGAGGAGGAAGUCAAUGUUGGUCGCACUUUAAGGAGAUCUCCAAGAAUAUCUAAACCUACUCCAAAAGUAGUGGAGACUCGGGAUCAGAAAACUGACAAAAAACGAAGUGAGGAAGAAGAGGAGAAACUGGCAGUGCUGCAAAAGCAAGACCGAAGAGAGGAUGUGAAAAAGCAAGAGAAGGAGUCCAAUUCUAAAGUGAGCAAGGUCACACAGAGAAGCAAAGUGCGGUGGACAGGUACUCGAACACGUGGCAGGUGGAGAUAUUCAAGUAAUGAAGACAGCGAGGAAUCUGAGUCCGAAGAAAACUCUGAGGAGGAAUCUGCGGGGGAAGAGGAAGAAGAGGAACCUGCACCUGCUGAUGAUGAUGAACCAUGCAAGAAGUGUGGCCUUCCCAAUCACCCUGAGCUAAUUCUGUUGUGUGACUCUUGUGACAGUGGAUACCACACAGCCUGCCUUCGACCCCCAUUGAUGAUAAUCCCAGAUGGAGAGUGGUUCUGCCCACCUUGCCAACAUAAAUUACUCUGUGAAAAGUUAGAAGAACAAUUGCAAGAUCUGGAUGUUGUCUUGAAAAAGAAGGAGCGGGCAGAGCGAAGGAAAGAGCGAUUGGUGUAUGUGGGUAUCAGUAUUGAGAACAUCAUCCCACCACAAGAGCCAGAAAUACCAGAAAGUCAGGAAGAAAAGAAGAAAGAUUCCAAAAAGUCAAAAUCAAAACGGCUUGAGAGGAGGUCUACUAGAACACGGAAAUGCAUAAGUUACAGAUUUGAUGAGUUUGAUGAGGCAAUUGAUGAAGCAAUAGAAGAUGAUAUCAAGGAGGCCGAUGGAGGAGGUGGUGGCAGAGGCAAAGACAUGUCUAAUAUCACAGGUCACCGGGGAAAAGACAUUUCCACCAUCCUAGAGGAAGAAAGAAAAGAAAAUAAGCGGCCACAAAGGGCAGCUGCAGCACGUCGCAAGAAGCGACGGCGACUGAACGACCUCGAUAGUGAUAGUAACCUGGAUGAGGAAGAGAGUGAGGAUGAGUUCAGGAUCAGCGAUGGAUCUCAGGAUGAGUUUGUUGUAUCAGAGGAAAACCCAGAUGAAAGUGAAGAUGAUCAGCUGUCAAAUGAAGACAGUGAUACAGAGUUCUGUGCCCGUAGACCCAGGCGACACCACUCCAGGCCAAUGAGACAAAGCAGGCGGUUACGAAGAAAAACAGUCAAGAAAAAAUAUUCAGAGGAUGAUGAAGAGGAAGAUUCUGAGGACAAUUUAAGUAGGGAGUCUGAAAGUGGUGAUUACACAGAUUACAGUGAUGAUGAUUACCUGGAAACUAGGCGGAGAAGAUCAAGGCGGAAUCAGAAGAGACAAGUUAACUAUAAGGAGGAUUCAGAAAGCGAUGGCUCGCAGAAAAGUGUUCGCUACGGAAAGGAGUUAAGACGACUUCAUAAACGCAGGCUUCCCAGUUCAGACAGUGAAGAGAGCUACAUGUCCAAGAACUCUGAAGAUGAUGAACCAGCAAAGGAAUCAAGGCAGUCUAUUCGAAAACGUAGCCGAAGUACAGAUGAAUACUCAGAAGAAGAGGAGGAGGAUGGGGACGAACCAGAGGAGGGGGGGAGACCUGUCCGCAAACGGCUGAAUCGAAUUGAAACAGAUGAUGAAGAUAACUGCGACAAUGCGAACAAAGAUGCAGAAAAGCCUGCACCUGCAAAUAAGCCAUCAGCACCUCAUGCUCCUCAUGACAGUACCAAGAAGCCCUGCUACCGGAUAGAAAGUGAUGAUGAAGAUGACUUUGAUAAUGUAGGGAAAGUAGAAAGCCCAUUGGACUACAGCCUAGUGGACUUGCCUUCCACCAAUGGACAGAGCCCAGAAGACUCUCCACUACAGUAUCACUUUUUAGAAGCAAGAAUUUCACCAGUUCUGCAGUCUUUCUGUGAAGUGACCAGUUUUGAACUUUGAAGAUAAAUUGCUGUAAAUUCCCUCUUAAUUUUUUUUCUCUCCUUCCAAGUCCAUGGUCCUGGGUAAUUUCAUUCACAAAAACCUUAUAACAACAAGAGAUUUGUAUAUUUUUGACUUUAUAUUUCCUGAAAGCAUACAAAUUUGUUGAAACAUGUGGCCUAUGAAAGCAUUCCAAAUCGGUCAGGGCCCAAAACGUAACUGGGGCAGGGGGCAGCGGGAGGCGGGAAUGGGGGCGUGUGCGCAGAAGCACUUGUGCUUUAGCUUUUUCAUAUGAGAUAUAUAUUAUAUUUAAAUGUUCAAAACUUAGAUUACAAUUUAACAGACAGUUUAAAAAUUAAUGUCUCUACUGUUGCAUUUUGUGAGUUGUAGGUUAACAUACAUAGCUCAUUUUAGUAACCACCUUCAUGAAAGCAGCUUGAUUUAAGAUUGGAGAUAACCACAGUAAAUAAAGAGGCCAAGAAAAUACAAUAAACAAGAACUCUAGUAUCCAUUUUGACUUGCAGAGUUUCCUGAUAAACAUCCUUUAAAGUGUUUGUACAGUAAAGUGUACUGUAAUGAAGUUUUGACGGUCAAAACAUGCUAGCAAUGAAUUUAUAAAACAGUUUUUCCAUACAUUUUUCAUCAGAUGGCCUUUAAUGUACAGUAUCUGGUGGGAGGGAAUCUGUGUGAAGUUAGUUUGUAAAUGGAAUGAUACCAUGUGAGUGCUGUAAACUUUUCACAGAUGCCAGAACCGCUGUAUAAAGUAACUGCCUGGCCAUUUGAGUUUUAAAUCAUCUAUCAGAGUAUUUUGAAAGGAAUACGUUUGUACAUACUGCAUUGACCACAGGAUUACAGCACAUCUGAUGAUGGAGGGAUUUUCAAACAAACCUUGACUGGUCCAUUCAUGCCCCUAAUAUCUACUUCAAAUUGAAGUAAACAAAUGGAGCAGUUUUCCUUUUGAAGGUUUUCUGUUUUGGAUUUGUGUGUUUCUGUUUUGAUUUACUUAUCUGCCUGGAUGUACUAGCAGGUUUUGAAUGUAGUGUUGGCCUUUGGCCAUUAGAAUUUUCUUAAAAUACAUUUUAAUAGUUGUCACAUGACCAACUGAUUUCAAGAAGGCAGUAUUUCUGGGAGAAAAUGCUUGACUCCAAGACAAUAUCUCAUCACUUUGAGUGGCAUGUACUUUAGCUCAAGUGUACAGAUUUUUUUUAACAGUUUAUUUGGCACAUAAUAGUGAAGCUAAAGUUUGUUUUGGAUAGCACUCAGUUUUCUCUUCGCUCUUAAUUAAGAUGUAGGCUGUAAAGUUUAUACUUGUUGUAGCUCACAGCUAAAACAUAGCUGCCAAAUGUUGAAAUCUGAUAAGGUCACAUCUAUUAAACCUUUUGCGCUGAGAUUUGGAUUCCUCUCCCCUCCCCCUCCUCCGGUGUUAUGUCCAUUGCCGGCAAUGGAUGCACCAAAUUUGCUGCUGGCACCAAGGAGUGAAUUCUCCUUCCUACCCCACCUAAACCUCCUCAAUGUCGUAUUGACUAGUCAGUCAGUAGUUAAGCACUUCUAUUUCAUUGUAAUAAAACUGGCAUUAGGCCUUUACUAAAUACCUCUCUAGAAAACCUAGAUCCAAAAAUACCUACCUUCUAGCCUUGAAAGUCCUUGUUUUUGUUUUUCCCCUCUGUCCAUGUUAGUUCUGUAGAACCGACUGCAUUAAUGUUAUUUCAUUGGGAUUCUAGCAGUUCAUAUAUCCUCAUGUAUAAAACUAAAACCAUCAAAGAUGCAAAAGGUUAGGACCCACUCAUCGUUUGCUAUGGUAAGCAAGGUUUGUGACUUAAGAAAAUGAGAAUUCACUUUUUCUUUCCAAAUGAGUUUAUUCCCUUGGAAUUUUUAAACAAAUAAUUAUUUCCACCAUGUCAAUUUAUAGUUAACAGGUUUCAUUAACAGAUGUUUAAACAGGGUAGUGCGAAAAGCCACAGAAGUUAGAAAGUGUUCUUAAGAGCAUAUGUAGCAUUUUAAGCUACUAUACCAUAUAUGCUUUUUUUUUUUUGCGCUUAGGUGAUGCGACAGUGUAGUGCUGCUACAUUUCUAAUAUACUUGUAUUUAAAAUGAUGAAUGACGUGGCUCCCAUUUUUCAAUGUUAGUAACUGUGCAUUUUUAGUAUUUGCAGUGCAAACUGUCUAAUUCAUAUAUGCAAUACUCUGCGCAGCCAAGACUUCUGUUUUGUUUAGGCAGUGCCAUAACCCUUUUGUUCUCUGACUUAGCCUUUUAGUAUCUGAUCAGUGCUGUAGCAAGCAUUCUUGCUGUAGCAUUAAUUCUAAAUUAUAGACAUAAGUGGGCAAUUAAUUUCAAUGUAAGAAAAAUACAAAAGAGUUGAAAGUAUUGGAUACACCAACCAGAGGAAAAAAUCAAAUAUUGUGUCUUAAUUGUGGGAAUGAUGUAAAAGCAGACAAUAUCAUAAAGUUCAGUCACAACACUGGAACGGAGGAUCCAGUCAUUUUUCAGGUACGGUCAGUUCCAUAAAUAUAUACAUGAUUUUGAUGCUGCUAUGGAGCUUUACUUCCUCUAUGUCAGUUUUGUAGAUUGACCUUCUAUCUGAUUAAGAAAAAGUCCUCUCUGGUGUUAAUGUCAUCCCAAAGAGCCCAAGCCUGAAACCCUUACACAGGCAAAGCUCCCUUUUAUAUCAGUGGGAAUCCAGACUGCAACAUUUGGCUCAAAGAGAGGGCUUACAUUUUCAACCCCAUCCCAAUCCCCAGUUUUGAAGAUUUUCUGCUUGCUGGGAAAUGUAUAGUAUCUUAUUUGGGAAAUGGCACUUCUUGAUAAGAGCGCAAGUGACCCCUGGUCAGAUGGUAAUAUUUUCAUUAGUCCACACUAUGGAAAUGUCUUCCAGUUGAUUUGGUGUCAUUCGCAGAUUGUGUUCUACUGUAAUCUUGGUAAGGAAUGAAGUGCAAUGUUUUUGGAUUAUGUUAAUAUCCACAAUGAAUACUAAUCUUCAGCUGUUGAUUAAGUUAAUUAGCAAAAGAUCAAAUUUUAGAAACACAAUAGAGACUUGCCUUGGGUUAUUUUAACGGAAUAGUUCCAACUGGAAAAGAAUAAGCAGAUAUCAAUCCUAUAUGUAAGGAUUUGAUUGCACAAACAGCUACCCAUCAGGUUGUGACUAAAAGUUGCUAUAUUGCAGAUUUUUAAAUUGAACAUUGUUUAGUGCAGAACUGACUGGGAAGAAAGUUAAUUAAGUGCAGUUUAGGUUUUAAGCAGCACUGGAGAGGGGAGGAAGCUACAAAUUGAGGGAAUUAAAUGAGGGAUGGAACUUUCUAAUCCAUUUCACAAAGAGAAGAAUGAUAUUUGCUGGCUUGCAAACCACUUGUAUGAGCAUUGAUGUCAAAAGUGUACAGUAAAUUCACUUCACACUAAAUGGAUGUGAUGGAUUACAUUAACAAAGCCCGUAAUAGAGUAAGAACUUCACCAUGGCUGUUUUUGUUGUCUUUGAUUCUUCUAAAUGAGUGUAUUCCUGGUUUUAAAAAACAAAUGUAGACACAAUGUAUGUCUCUUUGUUUAAUUAUGGGUACAGGAAGAUCAAUACUAAACAGUGAACUGUUUGAGCAUUUGAUAGUUGAUUCAGAGUUGUGCACAUUAAAUUACGUGAACCCGUUAA